AUAGCGAUAGCCAGUUUGAGUUUAAAUUUCAGAGAUGAGUUGAGGCAAUUAUUAUAUAAAGAUUUGAAAAGCCCAGGCCUUCUGCAACUCAAAUGUACAGAUCAUCUUGAUCCAUUCCUUUUUCUCACAUAAAAUGGGAGCUUACAGGGCUGAUGAUGACUAUGAUUACUUGUUCAAAGUGGUGCUAAUUGGCGACUCUGGUGUUGGUAAAUCCAAUCUCUUGUCACGAUUCACUAAAAAUGAAUUCAGUCUCGAAUCCAAAUCCACCAUCGGCGUUGAAUUCGCCACUCGUAGCAUUCGCGUCGACGACAAGGUCGUCAAGGCCCAGAUUUGGGAUACUGCUGGCCAGGAACGGUACCGUGCAAUCACAAGUGCAUACUACAGAGGAGCGGUGGGUGCAUUGCUUGUUUAUGAUGUUACACGGCAUGUCACAUUUGAGAAUGUGGAGAGAUGGUUAAAGGAGCUUAGGGGUCACACUGAUUCCAACAUUGUGAUCAUGCUUGUUGGAAACAAGGCAGAUUUGCGUCAUUUGCGGGCUGUUUCCAUUGAGGAUGCUCAGUCAUUUGCUGAGAGGGAGAACACCUUUUUCAUGGAAACCUCUGCCCUAGAGUCACUAAACGUUGAAAGUGCCUUCACAGAAGUACUCACUCAGAUUUAUCGAGUUGUCAGCAAGAAGGCUCUGGAUGUUGGUGAUGACCCAGCAGCCUUGCCCAAGGGACAAACUAUUAAUAUUGGCUCUAAAGAUGAUGUAUCAGCGGUGAAAAAGGCUGGAUGCUGCUCUGCAUAAUCUGCAACAACAACAACAAAAAAAAAAAAAAGAAAUCAUGGUGGUAAAAACUAAUUUCUCCUCUUUCUCAAAUUUACAUUUCCAUAGCUUGGAGACACCUUCAUUUUCCUGUGAGAUCACAUUGAGUAGUGCAGAAACAAACUGUAGUUGUGUGUGUCAAAGUUCAAUUGACAUUAUAAGCGGUCAGAUCUAAGAUCUCACAUAUGGUGCAAGCUUUUUUUCUUAAUAUAUUGUCUGUUUUGUCUCCCAAGUUUAUUAUAGUUUGUAGUGAGUAUCCAGUCUCUAGAUUAGUUUAAAUUUUAUUCCAGAGGAUUAAAAUUUGGAAAGUAUGUUAAGAUAAUUCUGUUCUCCAUCUUGAUUGAUUAACUAUUGGUAGUGGGAACUGUGAAGGCAGCAUUUAUUUGGUCA
This is a messenger RNA of Mangifera indica (mango), 1195 nucleotides long. RefSeq names its product ras-related protein RABA1f. Gene Ontology annotation, molecular function: GTPase activity; GTP binding. Gene Ontology annotation, cellular component: endosome. The record is from RefSeq and is a predicted model, not a curated record. NCBI's taxonomy places the organism in Eukaryota, Viridiplantae, Streptophyta, Magnoliopsida, Sapindales, Anacardiaceae. The transcript is spliced from 2 exons. Bases 134 to 787 code for a protein of 217 amino acids.